AUGAACAAGUUUCAGGAUUUUUUAGUCUGGUACAACAAUUUGGACGUCGCUCCUUUUGUGGAAGCCGUAGAGCAUUUCCAGGAGUUUUAUUUCAACAAAGGGAUAGACGUCUUUAAGACGGCCAUUUCCGUACCAGGCAUCGCCAGACAGCUGUUAUUUAGGUCUGCGAAAGAACAGAAUGCCAAUUUUGCCCUGUUUGAUAAGGAUAAUGCCGACCUGUAUCAAACGGUAAAACAGAACAUAGUUGGUGGUCCAAGUCUUAUUCUGACGAGAUACCAUCGAGCCGGACAAACCCGUAUUCGCGAUGGGAAAAACAUAUGCGGUUCUAUUCUCGGGUUUGACGCUAACGCCUUAUAUCUCUGGGCUAUUGGCCAACCUAUGCCCGUUGGGCCAUUCGUACGCCGUCGUGCUGUAAACGAAUUUCGUCCCGAAGUUCGAGACAAGUACAUGUCAGCGUAUUAUUGGAUGAACUGGCUGAUCCACACUCAAGGCUCGAACAUCAUGCAUAAGCUCAAUCACGGACAAGAAGUGAGGAUCGGAAAAUAUCCUGUUGACGGUUAUUCCCCGCCACAACGUCCGGAUGACAAGCCCAUCGUGUAUCAAUUCCACGGAUGCUAUUUUCAUUCGCAUCUUUGCGAGGUCACCAGAGGGGUGAAGGACAAAGAAUGGUGGAAAAACCGAGAGGACAAUUAUCAAAGGACUCUGGAUAUUUCGGCUUACUUGAGGGCACGAGGAAACGAAGUCAUUGAAAUGUGGGAAUGCGAAUUUCGACAGUAUUGUAGAGCCAAUCCCGACAUUUAUACUUUCAUCGAUCGAGAGAGACCGAGCUUCUUUCAGAGCCACAAAGGUAAAACCGACGAAAACCAAAUCCUAGAGGCUGUGGUGAAAGGAGAGCUGUUUGGGAUGGUGGAAGUGGACAUCGAAGUGUCUGAGCAGUGGCCUUGGUAUUUCAAAGAUCCGCGAAUGACGCCGUAUCAGUAUUUCCAAGAAAUGUCUCCAUUGUUCUGCACUACCGACAUUCCUUUCGAUGCUAUCGGCGAUCACAUGCAAGCCCAUAUCCGGGAAUAUCAACUUUCGGAGCAACCUAGACGUCUUCUGGUGGGCGGUAUGAAAGCUAAACAACUAUUGAUUGCCACACCGCUUCUCCAGUGGUACAUACGCCACGGAAUGGUUGUCACCAAAGUGUAUCAGGUUGUGGAGUAUCAACAGCAGCGCUGCUUUCAAGCCUUCGUGGAAGAAAUCAGCGAAGCCAGACGAGCUGGGGACAGAGACCCAGACACAGCCAUUAUAUCAGAUACAAAUAAAGUGAUUGGGAACUCGAGCUACGGUUCGCUUAUCAUGGAUAAGUCUAAGCACAGAAAUGUAAAAUAUGUACAAGGCGAAAACGAAACGUGCCUGAAAAUAAACGACCCUUGCUUUUGUAAGCUAGAAUGUUUGGACCCCGAAGAGCAAUAUUACGAAGUGGAACUGGCGAAGCGCGUCAUCAAGCUGGAUUUACCGAUUCAGUUAGGUUACUUCAUUUUACAGUACGCUAAACUGCGCAUGCUCGAGUUUUACUUCGAUUUUAUGGACGUAUACGUAGACAGGUCGGACUUUGAGUAUUGCGAAAUGGACACAGACAGCGCCUACAUGGCCAUUUCGGGUUCGAGUAUAGAAGAGGUCAUUAAACCGGAGAUGAAGGAAAUAUACCAACGCGGUCUCAAAGGUUUCUGCAACGAAACGAAGACAGAGGCCGAUGCACAGCACCACUGGUUUCCUAGGACAUGUUGUUCAAAGCAUGCCAAGUUUGAUAAGCGUACACCGGCAUUGUUUAAACUGGAAUACCAGGGUGACGAAAUGAUCGGGCUGUGCAGUAAAACGUACAUUGUGCGAAAAGAACAGACUGUGUCAGCCUCUUCAGCCAGGGUCGCGGCUUACCACUUAUUGAGACGAUGUCUGAAAUUAAGAAAGAAACCCUGCCCUUACAGACCCAGACGAGUAAACGAAUUUAAAUUCAGUUCGAAAGGAGUCAGCAAACGACUUUUAAAAGCACCCAUGGCGAAGUUUAGCCGGGUAUUAAAAACAGGAAAAGCCCAAGGCGGACUCAAUCGAGGAUUUCGUGUAAGAAAUAAUGCAGUUUUUACUUACUCACAGGAGAGAAGGGGAUUUUCGUAUCUUUACUGCAAAAGAAAAGUGAUGAAUGAUGGAAUCCAUACAGUACCGCUAGAUCUAACGUUGUGUCCAGUACCAAAACAAGAUACAUUUAAAGAGCAGGAAGUGAACGACCAAGAAUUGGUGAACAUUUUGGUGCAUCUCCUCGAAGAUAAUGAAUAAUAAAAAUAAAAAAUAUCUCCUAUAAGUAGCAGGUUCCCUGUCGUCUUGGGUUAUAUUCAUCAUGUAUCCCUUCCCAGAAGGAGCGUCUAUCUCCGUAUCUGGAGCCACGUGUAGCGGUAAAACGAGCUGGAUUUUUCGGUUAUUACGUCAUAAGGUCGAGUUGUUUGUCAGCCCACCGAAGAAGGUGCUCUAUUGUUAUGGCGUCUACCAACCUAUGUUCGAGCAAAUGGAAAGAGAACUAUCCUUUGUAGAGUUUCAUUCAGGGUUGCCUAGUGAAAAGGAACUCGGGGACCUUUCAGACAGUCAAGUUUGCAAUUUAGUCAUCCUUGAUGAUCUCAUGGACAGUGUGACAUCAUCACCAGAAAUGGAGGCUCUGUUCGUUAAAGGAAUGCAUCACCGGCAUUUAAGUUUACUCUAUUUGAAUCAAAAUCUGUAUUGCAAAGGUCGAUAUAGCCGCACCAUCAACUUGAACACUCAUAUUUUAGUGCUGAUGAAAAACCCCAGGGACGUGUCACAACUCCAGUGCCUGGCGAGACAAGCUUUCUUGGGCAAAAGCGCCUUUCUACUGGAAGCUUUUAAGGACGCCACGUCAGAGCCUUAUGGAUAUUUGGUUUUGGACUUUUCGCCCGCGGGUGAAGAAGAGUACCGUGUAAGAACCAGAGUGUUUCCGGGCGAAGACACGAUCAUUUAUCAAGCCCUAUAAAGAACACUUGUGAUUGACAAAGAACGUCAUAUUCCUCUAUACCUGAUGACAGCAACGUCACAUCAUGCAUAAAAUGGUCUUAUUACCGUACGACAGAUAUCAGCGACUGCUUUUGGAAAAAACAAACAUCGCUAACACUUUGCCAGUAGAAGAAGAAGAAGAAGAAGAAACUACACAACAACAACAACAAAAGCAGAUAUCAUCAGAAAAUACUUUAACAGAUCAUUCUAGAGUGAAACCAGAGAAGAACGACAUUGAGAGAUCAAUUACAUUGUUUUCAAAGACAUUGCAGGGACGUGCACGUGCGUUACUCACCUACAUACUUCCACAUAUUAGCUGGAAUCAGAAAGGGGAGGUAACUAUAUCAGGAGAAAGAAUACCCAACUCCAAUAUCGUGGACCUAGUUAAAGUGCAGUUAAAAGACUACAAGGAUUUUAGACCCGUCGGGCAUCUGGAAUUUGAGACAUUGUUGACAGAUAUCAACGUCCCGCACACUUUGCUUUCAGCUUCCCGUCGCAGUCAGAUCGGUGGAUCAGACAUACCGCCUCCACCGGGGAUCCCUGUCAAGAGAAAACGAAGUAAGAAAGUUGAGAGUUCCACCGACAGUUCAAAACCACAGAAAGUCAAAUGGCUCAAACUGUGAACAAGUACGAAGACUAUCUUAAAUCUAUCUAUUAUGAUCCAAAACACGCCGGUUCCUUUAGCGGCGUGGAUAAGUUGUACAGAGCUGUAAGGAAAGACGGAAAAUUUGUGUUGAGUAGAAACAAAAUUCGCGACUGGCUUUUAAAACAAGAGGAUUUUGCCGUGCACAGAGAAGAUCGCCGGAAAUUCAAACGUAGACGAGUGAUUGCUCCUACUGUAGACUACCAAUGGGACGAGGAUACGGCUAAUAUGGCGUAUUACGAGAAAGAUAAUGAGGGUUAUGGCUAUUUCCUGUUGGCGGUGGACAUAAUGUCAAAGUACGUGUGGACAGUGGCACUGCGUACCACAACCGGUAAAGAAGUACUGAAAGCGUUACAGUCGAUUUUUGCCAAGGGGAGAAAACCGAGUAAGAUCAGAAGCGAUCAAGGGACAGAAUAUGUCAACAAAUAUGUUAAACAAUUUCUAAAGAAGACGGGAGUGCAUUAUUUCGUAACACAAAAUUUAGUGAAAGCUUCGUACGCGGAACGAAGUAUCAAAGUGAUCAAAAGUAGACUUAUACGUUACAUGACUCGCCACCAAACUCACAAAUGGAUAGACGUUUUAUCCAGUAUCACGGAGAGCUACAACAAGACGUACCAUCGUUCCAUUAAAAAAGCGCCCGGAAGUGUCAAACCCGGCGAUUCCGUAGCCUUGUGGCAGCUUUUAUACGGCAAUCUCCCCAAGCCAGCCAAAAAGAAACAACCCCCAACAUCCCGGUUCAAGGACUUUAAGUAUAAAGUGGGUGAUCUAGUGAGGCUUUCUUACAUGAGGCGACCGUUCAUGCGUGAAUACGAUGAAAGGUGGAGCAGAGAAUUGUUUGUGAUCAACGAACGGUUUAUGAGAGAAAACAUUCCGCAGUACCGACUGAAAGACUACGCGGGCGAAGAAAUUUCUGGUAGCUUUUAUCAGAAUCAAUUGAAAAAGGCCUACAACCAAGAAACGUAUUUAGUGGAAAAGGUACUCAGAUCGAGGGGACGGAAAGGUCAUAAACAAUUUCUUGUGCGUUGGAAAGGCUGGCCGCCAAAGUAUGACACAUGGCUCAGUGAGAAAGAUAUAGAAAGUCUUAAAUAGCGUGGAACUAGUCAAUACUUGGUCAUAACUAGCAGAUAUGAUGGUGCGAAAACAUCUAGCGUUGCUAGAAUUACUCGUAGACUCGUCGGACCAACAACGACUAGCCAUUUUGAAGACAUUAUCUAUCGCACAGUUGAAAGCCAUAUUAGAAUCCAUAUACAACGUGUUAAAAGGAACAUCGCCACUCAAAGAGAAAGAUAAAAAGAAAUUGAUGCCAUAUCAAAACGUCAUUCGCCGACUCGUGUCUAAAGAGCUCACUCAUAAACAGCAGAGAAGAUUAUUAACCAAACACCGUCACAUCUUACCGACGUUACUGAAACCGGUAGUACAGUUGUUGAAAGUGUGAGUGAAACAAAACACAAAAGAAAACUAUGACUGAUAGAUACAUUUACGUGAAUAGUCAAGACAGUAAUUCGUAUUUUCCUGACAACGAAGCUUGCAAGUUUAGCGUUCAUUUAAGUUUACCUCUGAUACUGAAGGGUAGCUGGAAAGUUGCUCUUACGGAAUUUUAUGCCUCAGAUAAUUCAAAGACGAGAAGUAAAACGACGGAUGCUCUUUACGUAUGCGCAGACUUUUGUAAAGAGAACAUAGUGCACGGAGAUGAACAACCGCUGUUAAGGAGAAUAGUGAAAAACAAAAAGAAUACGUGGGAGUAUACGUUCGAGACGCCUUACUACGUACCCGUGAAAGGAAAAGAAAUAAGAGAGUUUCAAAUCUAUAUAAAACGUGAGGACGGAACGUUGGCUUCAGAACUGAAAUCGCCACUGCAUUUAACACUUCACUUGAAGCAAUACCCAUUUUAUUGAAAAAAAAAAAGAAAGAAUAAUAAUAAAAAUAAAAUAUGAAAUUAUACGUGCCUCGUCCGCAGACGUGGGUAGACUUUUUUCAACGUGUACAUAGCGGUAAAACGUCCCUCAACCAAUCAGGUGCCGGAAGACGACGGCACGUGAUACCAGUGAAUGAAUCAAAUGCUUUGAGUAAUAAACAGUUCCAGAUUAAAGCCGUGUUACCGGCGGAGCAAACUGCGGCUCAGGCUAAAUCCGAAUUGGAACGCAAUGAUAUAAAUCCUGAUAAAGUGGCGAAAGAUCUUCAGUCUACUGUCGACGGACGAGGGAGGAACAACAAACGUAAAAGAACGAAAACGCAGAAAACGUCUGUAAAACGUCAACGUACACAAGGAAAGUCGGGCACUGCGAAAGGAUCUAAGGAUAUUUUCGUUAUCGAUUGAAGUAUAAACAACACAUGCACACACAUAUGUAAAAAAAAAUGUCCGUGUUUAACGAGGAAAAAUUUAGCGAAGGACUGGUUUCGGAACUAGCAUUGUUUGAUCUUCCAAGUACGCAGACUAGCGUAACGGACGUCUAUUAUGAAGAAAUUCGUCCGAUUUCACAAUUGUCUGACAGUGCGAGUCCAAUCGAAUUCCGAAUCGGUGGGCAAAAUUCCAUGGAUUAUCUGGACAUGAAAGGAACGCAACUAUACGUCAAACUGAGAGUGAAGACGGCUGCGGGCGCUAACUUAGUCGCUCAAAAGGUUGGACCAGCGAAUUUGUUUCUCCAGGCCUUGUUUUCAUCCACAGAGGUAACUUUGCAGAAUAAAGCAACGGUUACAGCGAACUACAAUCCGUACAGGGCUUACAUACAGACGAUAUUGAAUAAUGGACAGGAUGCCACUUCACAACUACAGUCUCAGCUAUUUUACAUGGACACUCCAGGAAAACACGCUGUGACAGAUCCUGGUGGUGCAAACAUGGGUUUGUAUGAAAGGGCCAAACUGAUAGCGACAUCGAAAACGUUGGAUCUGCAGGGUCCCAUAUUUCAUGACUACUUCUCACUGGAACGUUAUUUGUUGAAUCAAGUGGACGUCAAAGUAAAGCUGUACAGAAGUUCGCCAGACUUUUGCUUGGUUAGCAGCGAAUCAUCGCCGGCAUUCAAGAUUGAAAUUGAGGAUAUCUAUAUCUUAGCCAGGAAGAUUCGGGUAAAUCCGGCGGUAAUCUACGGACACGCAGAUAUACUGAAAAACACCAACGCCAAAUAUCCGUACACUCGAGUUGAAUGUCGGUCUCAAAGCGUGGCUUCGGGUAGUACUAGUUUUCACUGGGAAAACAUUCUUCAAAAUCAACGACCGAACAAGGUGGUUAUCGGUUUUGUAAAAUCGAAAACGGUCUCUGGCGACUACGGCACCAAUCCAUUCAACUUUGAAAACUGUAACAUACAGAGCAUUUAUUUAUACGCCGACGGACUACCUGUGGGAGGCAAUCCCUUAAAGCUGGACUUUAACGAAGUCACUGGACAGUCUAAUAUACGGGCCUACGUCAAUACAUUUACUGCGACUGGCAAAUGGAGACAGCCGGAUGAAGGAAACCAACUGAGCAGAGAACAAUUUAAUGCUGGAACAACAAUGUUCGUAUUCCAGUUGGAGCCAAACUUCGACCAUCAUGGAGAGUACUUGUCGCUAGUGAAAACGGCGAAUGUCAAACUGGAUGUACAGUUCUCCGCUCCACUAUCAGAGAGUGUAAGCUGUUUGGUAUACAGUGAAAUGUCCGGUUACUUCGAGUUAAAUAAAGAGAGAGACAUCAUUACGCAAUGAAUACGCAUCAGUUGCAGUGUAUGAUACAGUGCGAUCCAGUGUUGAACGGACAUGUAAUGGGUGUUUUUGCGGCUGAUCGACUUCCUAAGUGGACGCCUGGCUAUCCCUUUGGCUUUAUAGCAAAUACUGACAUUCAUUCAAAUCCAGGAUAUCAUUGGUGCGCCUUUUACGACGAUGGACGUGGUAAUGUGGAAUUUUUUGACAGUUACGGAAAGGGACCGGGUGUAAAUAGCGCGCAUUUCCUGCGCUGGAUAAAUGCUCGCGCAAAAACUCGAAUUGUGAAUCACGUACAAUUACAGAGCGAUGAAUCUAAGAUAUGCGGACUUUAUGCGGUGUUAUACCUUCAUCAAAGAUUUUUGGGUUAUAACAUGGAGGACAUUGUCAGUGUUUUUGAUGAUAGUAAUUAUGAAUCCAACGAUUCUUACGUCUACGAAUUAAUGACAGAUGCCUAUCCUCAUUGUUUAUAAACGUGACAUUUUGUGUACGUAUACGGGUGUAAAUAAUGUAUAUGUUGUAACUUAUCCUAUGUAUAUACAAUUUCAUAUACUAUUUUGUUUUGUGUAAAUAUGUUGAUAAAGUAAAUAGUUUGAUUAUA
Mercenaria mercenaria is the source of this 7949-nucleotide messenger RNA. RefSeq lists its product as uncharacterized. The transcript has 2 exons. The record is from RefSeq and is a predicted model, not a curated record. Bases 1 to 2313 code for a protein of 770 amino acids. NCBI's taxonomy places the organism in Eukaryota, Metazoa, Mollusca, Bivalvia, Venerida, Veneridae.